AUCAUUUAGUCAUCGCAGAAGUAAUAAUUAUUAAAAGUGGACUCAUCCACUCCGGACACCUGCUUCUGAAAUGAUCUCGGUUAAAUAUAUUAUGUCCCUUUAAGAGGAAGGAAAUUAAAGGGGGGGAAGUGAAGCAAGAAGGCACUACUUCCUCCUCGUAGCCCUCACAAUCAAAACAUUAUUCGUGCGCAAUGGGUGAGUCUGCAUCUUCCAAAGGACAUUGUGUAAUCUAACACUCGGUGCACAUUGUCGGGGAGCUCUCCGAGCAGCGUUUGUUGCAAAAUGCUUCAACUGAACGACACGGUGGAGCCGGAGAGCCCGGGUGCUGCUAUCAUCCACCCUGCAGAAACCGAGGAGGGGGUCGAGGUUGCCUUCACGCCGCCGGAGGCCGGACGAAGCCUCAGACACGGAGCCUCUGUGGCCUGCUGCCCCCCGCUGCAAACGCUAACGCCUUUUCAUGUGCAUAACCCCACAAUGCAAGCCAAAGUGAAGGACUAUUUCGUGUUUAGGCCAGGUACCAUUGAGCAGGCUGUGAGUGACAUCAGGACCGUGGCACUCCCUUCCGAGGAUGGAGAGGUGCUCAGCGUCUGGCUGCUGGCUGAAAUCGACCACUGGAACAAUGAGAGGGAGAGACUUGUGCUUAUUACUGAUAGGUCACUGCUGGUGUGCAAGUACGACUUCAUCAACCUGUUGUGUCAGCAGGUCGUCAGGAUCUCUCUCAACGCUGUAGACACCAUCUCAGUGGGCGAGUUUGAGUUCCCACCUAAAUCCCUUAACAAAAGAGAGGGCUACGGUAUUCGGGUCCAGUGGGACAAACGUCCUCGGGCCUCGUUCUUAAACCGCUGGAACCCCUGGUCUACAGACAUGCCCUACGCCACCCUCACAGAGCAUCCCAUGGCUCACGCUGAUGAGAAGGUGGCCUCUCUCUGCCAGUUGGACAACUUCAGGACCCAGCUGGUGCAGGCAGUGAAGAAAGCCCAUAAGGAGCACCCCAUCCCCGGUCGGGCUAACGGGGUCCUGAUCCUGGAGAGGCCCUUGCUCAUUGAGACCUAUCUGGGCAUCAUGUCCUUCAUCAACAACGAGGCCAAGUUAGGCUACUCCAUAACCCGCGGCAAGAUCGGUUUCUAAGAUCCACAGUUUGUCCAAAUUACAACAGAGUUCAACCCAUGUGUCUGUGUCACACUGCGCUGUCUGAGGGAAGCCGUCGCUCCAAUACAGUGUAAUGCGCAAUCUGUGUGUGUAAGUUGAGCCCAUGAGAUGUCCACACCUCCUUAAGUUGGUGUUGCAGACAAGUGGUCAGCCUACUGUAGGUAAAAGAUGCGCAGCACUGCAUGGACUGUCUACUCAUUUGUUUCAAGUGCCCCCGUUCCUUUCCUUCAAAGAGUUGCUCGCAGAUCUGUCAUACUUACAGUAAAUGGGCCCGCAAGAGAGUAUGCCCAAAAGCUAAAGAGAAAGGACACGGUACUACAUCAAUUCAUCAACUCUGUACUUAUUCUAAAUUGAGCUUCUUGUGGUCUCAUGCUUCUUGUUUAACCACUGAUUGACAGACUCAAAACGAAUGUGGAAUUUAGAUUUGGUAAUGGAAUGCAAAGAUUCAGGUUGUCGUUUCAGGGUUAAGGAUGUGCUUUGUUUGGGCUCGUUUCUGCAGCAAAAAAUGCCUCACAGAGGAGAGCAGCGAAAAAUGCAGUAAAAGCUAAACAUCAGCCAAGAGUGUGUUCCAUAUUUACUGCAUUAAUAUGGUUUGAAAUGAAGGCUUAUGCUAUUCAGAUCACAGGGCCAUAGGGUGACUGUACUGAAAGGAAUAGCAGCUGAUAACUUGAGUUCAACGGUCAUAUCACAUGAUUAUUGUAAUAAAUGUUACUAAUAGGGAAACUGUUACAGGAUCUGUACAGCGAUACUGAUGAGCUGAGGGCUCGGCUGUGUAACUUAUGGAAAAUAACAGCUGAAAUGCACUCUUCAGCAUCCGUGAAACUUGUUCAGUGGAGAUGAUUAAUUACAUGUUGUGACCUUCCUCUCUUAUUGGCUAAUGUGCUCUCCACACUUACAAUCACCCGUUUAUGUCUUUGCUCAGAGUAGGGAGUUAUCCUCU
Messenger RNA from Plectropomus leopardus (leopard coralgrouper), 2089 nucleotides. RefSeq names its product tumor protein p63 regulated 1-like (gene tprg1l). Lineage: Eukaryota; Metazoa; Chordata; Actinopteri; Perciformes; Serranidae. Gene Ontology annotation, cellular component: cytoplasm. The record is from RefSeq and is a predicted model, not a curated record.